AUGUCUUUACUUGCUGCUAGAUUUUCUACGAGAAUUUUGGCGAGGCCAACUUUGUCAGCUGCUUGCAGGAGUCUUUCGACGACUCCUCUAAGAUGUUAUGCAGCUGCUUUUGAUCGUUCUAAACCACAUUUGAAUAUUGGUACUAUUGGACAUGUCGAUCAUGGUAAAACUACUUUGACUGCUGCAAUUACGAAGACGUUGGCUAGCAAAGGUGGUGCUGAAUUUUUGGAUUACGCUGCUAUCGACAAGGCACCUGAAGAAAGAGCCAGAGGUAUUACUAUUUCGACUGCUCAUGUCGAAUAUCAAACGCAAAACAGACACUACUCUCACGUUGACUGUCCAGGCCAUGCCGAUUAUAUCAAGAAUAUGAUUACAGGUGCUGCGCAGAUGGAUGGUGCGAUUAUUGUUGUUGCGGCCACCGAUGGCCAGAUGCCUCAAACCAGAGAACAUUUAUUGUUAGCCAGACAAGUUGGUGUUCAACAUAUUGUUGUGUUUGUGAACAAGGUUGAUACGAUUGAUGACCCUGAAAUGUUGGAAUUGGUUGAAAUGGAAAUGAGAGAACUAUUGAAUCAUUAUGGGUUUGAUGGUGACAACACCCCGGUUAUUAUGGGAUCUGCUCUAUGUGCCUUGGAGGGAAAGAAGCCUGAAAUUGGUGAACAAGCCAUUAUGAAACUUUUGGACGCUGUUGAUGAGCAUAUUCCUACUCCUGCUCGUGAUUUAGAGAAGCCAUUCUUGAUGCCUGUCGAGGAUACCUUUUCCAUUUCCGGUAGAGGUACUGUUGUCACCGGUCGUGUUGAAAGAGGUAACUUGUCCAAAGGUGAAGAAAUUGAGAUUGUCGGCCACAACAACACUCCAUUCAAGACCACUGUCACCGGUAUUGAGAUGUUCAGAAAGGAAUUGGACAAGGCUAUGGCCGGUGACAACGCCGGUAUCUUGUUGAGAGGUGUCAGAAGAGACCAAUUGAAGAGAGGUAUGGUUUUGUGUAAGCCUGCUACUGUGAAGGCUCACACUAAAUUCUUGGCCUCUUUGUAUAUUUUGACUAAAGAAGAAGGUGGUAGACAUUCUGGCUUUGGUGAGAACUACAGACCACAAAUUUAUGUUCGUACUGCAGACGUUACUGUUGUUCUCAAGUUUCCAGACACUGUCGAAGAUCACUCUAUGCAAGUCAUGCCGGGUGACAAUGUUGAAAUGGUGUGUGAGUUGGUCCAUCCAACUCCGUUGGAACCUGGCCAACGUUUUAACAUUAGAGAAGGUGGGAAGACUGUCGGUACUGGUUUGAUUACUAGAAUAUUGGAGUAA
Messenger RNA from Eremothecium cymbalariae DBVPG#7215, 1299 nucleotides. It is a transcript of the gene TUF1, whose product is annotated as translation elongation factor Tu. Gene Ontology annotation, biological process: mitochondrial translational elongation. Lineage: Eukaryota; Fungi; Ascomycota; Saccharomycetes; Saccharomycetales; Saccharomycetaceae. The record is from RefSeq and is a predicted model, not a curated record. Gene Ontology annotation, cellular component: mitochondrion. The transcript has a single exon. The coding region runs from base 1 to 1299 and encodes 432 amino acids. Gene Ontology annotation, molecular function: GTPase activity; translation elongation factor activity; GTP binding.